AUGAAUUUUAGCGCUCUCAGUAUCCUUAAUUCCACGGUCUAUACCAUCCUCACGGUCGUACUCCUCGUUCUCACCCUCCUCACGCCGGGCGAUUUCAUCUACCAAUGUCGCGUCAACCACAGACUCACAAAUAUCAUUAUAGUUACUGGGGUUUAUGUUCUUACGGUUUUGGUCGGUCUGCUGAUCUACGCCAGUCGGAUUUAUACGAAUCGUACCGUGCUCAGUGGGAUCCCGAAAGCAUGGAUACCUGUUUCGAAGGGUGAAGUAGAUAGAAAAGUACAAAAGGCUGUGGAGGAAGGUCUUAAUCGGAGCGCCAUCAUAGCGUUUCAAGCACGACCUCGAAAUGUGUCGGACAAGAAUAGCGAGCCUGUCCAUGACGCUGAGCUUUCAAUUACGCCUGAUCGACCGCCAUGGGGUUCGGUGUCGCAUGCCGGAUGGUCGGCACCGUCGUCUAUUGAUUUUCCGGGACUGCGAUUCGAGUCAGUCAUUGAAGAGUUGCCGCACUUGAUUGAGGCCAAGGCCGUUUCCCUCGUUCCGUCGAAGCCACCGAGAGGGUUCCUCGAUUCUUCGAUAACUGAAGAAGAAUACGACGCUCCAGAUCCACGGUUGGUUGAGCUGCUACAAAGGCCGUCAACGAUGGGACUACGUGAAUAUAUUGCCCACCUUACAGCUUUUGGAUUGAUUAACCCUCCUGAACUGCGACCUGAAUUCUUGGCCAUCUAUGAACGAGCUCGAUUUUCAUCUCGUCCGUUAUUCGAGGACGAGUUUCGCGCCCUGAUGCAAAUAUUUGCCGAAAUCCUGCGCGGGAUGAAGCAGUUGGAUUAUGAAUAUCUGGAAGAAAUUGGAGGACUCGACUCGAGAGCUGAUAGCGAGUCCUUUAUCGGUCCGUCCGAUGAAGAAGGGGAAACCGAUACGUUGAACUCGGAGGAGAAUAAUGUUCCUCUACGGCGUGAAAGGAGUGCGGAUUCGUCGGGGUGGAGCAGUAGCUUUCGAUCCGCGCAUACGGCGCCAAUGGUACCCUCGCCCACGCCCUCUCGGCCUGAGGACCGAUAUGCGAGCGGUUCUCUGCAAAAUCCGUGGUCUACAUCUCUGUCGCGUCCUCGAUCGAUCGCUUCGCAGAGCUCGGGCAGUGGGAGUGUCAUUCGUCUCACGAGGACGCGGAGUCCGACCGAUCUCCCUUAUGAAAUUGACCUGUCAAGGUCGAAUAUUACAGGCUAUGAUCCUUAUAUACCUCUGGAAGUAUUUCUUGGUGUAUUAAGUGCUGCUUUGGAGAGCACUCCGUCACAAAAUACCAUGCAAAAAAUCCUCCGUGCCGGCGCGCAACUCCUAUCUCCGCGAACAGGUAGUCCCGCCACUAUUACGAGUACAGACAACGAAAAAACCACCUUCAAAACAGCUCCCACACAAACCGCUCUAUUCCCCAAAGUCGAUCCAGCAGUAGACGGCGAAGAUUGCGAUCAUGACUGCGCGAGUUGUACCGUUCAUUAUCCGGCUAGGUUUGAUGUGGAGAUGAAUGAUAAAUUGUAUGGACAUGUGAAUGGUUGGUCGACUCAUGUGCUUGUUGCAACGGGCAAGACGGAUUGGGUCAGGGAUGUGGCGGAUGAGAAGGGGAGUGUGAUGGAGGCUAUUGAGAAGGGGGGAUUGACGCCUAGUAAUGGGAAUUUGAAGUUAUCUGCUUCCAAUAUACCGGUUCCGGAUGAAUAUCAUCAUGCCGAAGAAGAUGGGAAUAGACCGACUACUGUUGUCCUCCUGCCGGCAUUCAAAAUCAUUGAUCAUGUUACUCCAGCACUUGCCCCGGACCUGAUAAAGUACUUUGUCAAUCCAUCCAUUACGACAACGACACCGUUACUUCAUAACUCAUCAACAACAGCAUCACCAGAACCCUCUGCCGACAACGUUGAAGAACAAGAUAUCUCAUCAUUAACACUUCUCCGAUCCCGACCCUUACCCCACGCAGCAGUAAUCUUACUCUGCUCACAAAAGACCCGCGACGCACGCUGCGGUCAAUCCGCUCCAUUGCUCAAGCGCGAGUUUGAGCGUCAUUUGCGUACUCUUGGUCUUUACAGGGAUGCCAAUGACGAACGUCCCGGUGGUGUCGCGGUUCAUUUUAUUAGUCAUGUCGGGGGUCAUAAGUAUUCUGCUAAUGUCAUAAUCUAUCGACGACGGGAUUUUGAGUGGUAUAAGAAGAAGAAGGAUGCGGUAGCAGAUACCAAUGAAGAGGGAGAAGAAGAGGAUGAAGGUGCUGUGCAGGGGAUAUGGUUGGCUCGAGUGCGCCCGGAGGAGUGUGAGAAUAUUGUUAGGUUUACUGUUUUGCAGGGUAAACUUGUUAAACCGGAUCAGUUACGGGGUGGGUUUGAUAGAGAGAAGGGGUUGAUUAGUUGGUGAUUAGAUGUUUUGGAAAGAACCUAUAGCUAGAUGUUCUUUCCCCUGGUUUGGGUAUGCGGAUAGACGAAAUAGAUCCAUAUUCAUUGCUUUCA
Molecule: messenger RNA, 2477 nt
Organism: Talaromyces stipitatus ATCC 10500
Lineage: Eukaryota; Fungi; Ascomycota; Eurotiomycetes; Eurotiales; Trichocomaceae
Product: sucrase/ferredoxin-like family protein, putative
Exons: 3
Coding region: 1-2385 (794 amino acids)
Source: RefSeq, a predicted model, not a curated record